Messenger RNA from Nematostella vectensis (starlet sea anemone), 1081 nucleotides. RefSeq lists its product as uncharacterized. Lineage: Eukaryota; Metazoa; Cnidaria; Anthozoa; Actiniaria; Edwardsiidae. The record is from RefSeq and is a predicted model, not a curated record. Bases 1 to 870 code for a protein of 289 amino acids. The transcript is spliced from 4 exons.
AUGAUAGACAAGCUGGGUAUUAACUUCAAUUCUGAGGUGGUCAAAUGGAAAGAGGAGGUAGAGUUCCGGUGCAAGGUCAAUAGGUGUAUCUCACUGAUAAAGGAGGAACUAGACCAUAGCAAUGAUCAGGCUUUUGACAAUGCAGAUCUGAAAAAGCGAGUAGAGACCAAGUUGAAUCAUCCUCUUGAUAUUAGUGUUUUAAAGAAAUCAGUUGACCUGGUGAACAAACUACAAAAAGAUCAGAGAACGAGAACACAACAAGUGGAGGAUUGGCAUACAGUACGGACUUUGUACCAGGUUCUUUAUGACAACUUCUUUGAUGUACAAUCUGCUGGAGAUGUGGGCUCUAUGGCUUCAAACAUGAAUGUCAUCAACUGUAGCAACGAAAAAACUCCCAAAGCAGAAGACAAUUAUAACAGCUGCAAGGAGUAUGUUGAUAUGGAGACAAGUGCGCUAAUAGUGGCAGCUGCAUUAAAGUACUUUGGACUUGAGAACCUCAACAGCCCUGCAGAAGAGUUUAUUCCCCCUUUAAUCCUUAAUGGAAGCGAUCAGCAGAAGAGAAAGUGGCUCCAUUAUCAUGUGAAUACCCUCCUGGAGAAGUUUGUGAUGAUUGAACAAGUAAAGGUCCAUGACGACAUGCGCCCUGCUGUUGCAGCUGCCAAUCUGCGUGUAACACGUGCUCAGUAUUUCUGUAGAGUUUGUGAUAAAUCUUAUGUAUAUAUGAAAUCAAGAGAUAUGCAUGAACUCAAGGCUCAUGGAGUGACCUAUUUGGAGAGACAGCAGAACAUGAAGGAAGAUGCAGAGACUAGAGAGUCCAAUGAAUCAAGUGAUGACAGUUUACUUGCAGAUGAACCAUUGUAUUUUCAAUGAUAAACAAUAACCAAGGAGGGUUUGAUUGACAUUCUUUGAAGAAGAGACGUCACAAAGGUGCGUUGGCACCAGCAAGCGCGUCAUGUCAAAAAAGCGGGAAACUGAAACUGACAGCACAGGUAUCCCAAGCUCUAGGUUUGUUUCUUACUGUUUCUGCUAUAAGGCUUUGUACGAAUUAAUGUAAUUAAUAAAUUAAUGUAUGAAUUACUAA